AUCUUGCCAAUCGAGUCGGACGGGUACCAACGGAAAGACAACGAAAUAGUAGGGGUCAGCUUGGAGCCACAGCAGGAGCUAUCACCCUCGAAAUUCUGCACAGUAAACGCUUUGCAUAGCUCUUGUAAGGGCAAUAACAGAAUCAAAAUGGGACUCUUCAUUUUGAGUGAGACCAGCGCUGGUUAUGCGCUCUUCAAGGCCAAGGACAAGAAGCUUCUCAAAGAUGGCGACAAGAACCUCAACUCGGUUGAGGGCGCCGUGAAUGCGCUUAAAUUGAAAAAGUUCACUAAAUUCGAGAACGCUGUUACCGCACUCAACGAAGCGGCAGCCCUCUCAGAUAGCAAAGUCAGCCCUAUGCUGUCUACGCUUCUGGACGAACUCAAGGACGAGACCAAAUCCUCUCUUGCAGUCGCCGACCCAAAACUCGGCAACGCCAUCGCUCAGCUCCCCGGUCUUUCCCUCAAGGUCCUCAGCGACUCUUCCACCCAGGAUGUUUACCGCGCCAUUCGCGAGCACCUGCCCUCUCUCGUCACCGAUCUGGUCCCCGCCGAGGUCGACUCUACCCGCCUGGGUCUUUCGCAUUCUCUGUCACGACACAAGCUGAAGUUCUCGCCUGAUAAAGUGGAUACAAUGAUCAUCCAGAGUAUCGGCAGUCUCGAUGUGCUAGACAAGCAGCUCAACACAUAUGCUAUGCGUGUCAAGGAGUGGUACGGAUGGCAUUUCCCGGAACUGGCCAAGAUCUUGAACGACAAUCUCGCAUACUCGAGGGUGGUUAUCAAGAUGGGAUUCAGGUCAAAUGCUCGCGAGGCUGAUCUCUCCACUAUUCUCCCAGAAGAAAUCGAAACCGCUGUGAAGGCCGCUGCUGAGAUUUCCAUGGGUACGGAAAUCAGCGAUGAGGAUCUCGAGGCUACUACUGCCCUUGCCGAGCAGGUCGUGGAUUUGACUGAGCACCGUCAAAGCCUCUCCAACUACCUCUCUACCCGUAUGCAGGCGCUUGCGCCCAACCUUACUGCUCUUGUCGGAGAUCUCGUCGGUGCCCGUCUUAUUGCCCACUCUGGUUCGCUGAUGAACCUCGCCAAGUCUCCCGGUUCUACUAUUCAGAUCCUUGGUGCCGAAAAGGCCCUCUUCCGCGCUCUCAAGACCAAGCACGACACACCUAAAUACGGCCUGAUCUACCACGCGUCCUUGAUCGGACAAGCCACCGGCAAGAACAAGGGUAAGAUUGCACGUAUGCUUGCCGCCAAAUCCGCCCUUGGUCUUCGCGUCGAUGCGCUUAGCACAUGGGGUAUUACCUCAGAGAACCCCGCCGAUGAGCCUACCGAAGAGGAGAAGUCACAGCUUGGUCGUGACGCACGCAUCGGAAUUGAGAGGCGGUUACGCGCGCUCGAGGGCAAGCCUCUCAAGAGCUUGCCGAACGCCAACGCGACCUCCCUUGGAGCGCCCAAGUGGGAACUCAAGGAGGCUCGCAAGUACAACCCCGACGUGGAUGGUCUUGCCGGCGAUGAGCCGGCGGCGAAGAAGUCCAAGAAGGCGCAGGUCAACGGCACUCCCAAGAAGACUGUACAGGAGGAGCCUGAGAGCAGCGAGGUGGAAGACGAUACGACGAUGAUGGACGCGGAUGCCGGUGCGCAAGAGUCGGAUUCCGACGAUGAUGCUGGUGACGCGAGCAAGGCGGCGAAGAAAGCCGAGAAGGAAGCCAGGAAAGCACGCAAAGCGGAGCGGGCGGCCAAGCGCGAAGCCAAAGCGGCAAAGAAGGCAGCCAAGGAAGCGAAGAAGAGCGGCGGCGACGACAAGGAGGAGAAGAAGAGGAAACGGGACGACGACGAGGUCAAGGACGCCAAGAAGAAGAAGAAGAAGAACAAGGACUAGGUGUUCUCUGCGAUACCUUCUCCUCUAUCUCGUCGAUGUCGAUUUCGUCGGUAAUUCCCUCAUGUACGACUCCUGUGUCAUCUCGUUCUUCUACUUUCAUCUCUGUCUCUUCGAGUCUUUAAAACGGCGGAUGGCGUUUUCUGAAUGGAAAUCUUUUCAUAUUGUGUUCAAAAUGUCUACCCUGUCUCUACGUGUUUUGCUACAUUGAUUGGAAUGGAGGCCUGCAUGAUUGAGACUGGACAUCUUUCAGAUAUUUGUACACGUUCUUUGGUUGCCAUGUCCGUUGGUGAGUGUAUAUACUCCGACGCCAUGGUUUCGACAUAUGCAUGCAUGCAUCGCCAGCGCCACAAAAGAAAAUAUCAUGAUUCUACCCCUUAUUUCUUGAUCCAUCCUUGAGGCAAGAGCCCAAAAGAAGGCAAAGGAGUUCCAAACACACAACCCACUCCAUUGACCCAAGAAAUCCGAUGAAGAUCUUAAACCACCCCAGCUCCCCUACCCUCUUCUCUCCCCCCUCUUCCAAC
Messenger RNA from Periconia digitata, 2390 nucleotides. The record is from the annotation of a GenBank genome assembly. NCBI's taxonomy places the organism in Eukaryota, Fungi, Ascomycota, Dothideomycetes, Pleosporales, Periconiaceae.